AUGGAGAAAGGGUCUGAAAGGCCAGAGAGGGAUGUCGAGUCGGGAAGAGAAGGCAUUUCCCACUGGAAGAUGAUCAUGGACCAGGGUGCGGUCACCAACGAAAUCAUCGACUGGGAAUAUGAUGGCGAGGGCACAGAAGAAGAUCCCUUCGUCGUCGAAUGGAUAGACAACGACCCAAGGAAUCCCAUGACGUUCACCAAGACUAAAAAAUGGAUCAUGGCUCUUGCCGUCGCCAAUUCCGUCUUGGUCGUUUCUUUCUGUUCAUCUGCAUUUUCUGGAGGUAUCCAGCAGGUCAUGGUCGAGUUUGGUGUUAGCCAGAUCGUCGUCACACUCGGUGUCUCGCUUUUCGUCCUGGGAUUUGCUCUUGGCCCACUUCUUUGGGCUCCCUUCUCCGAACUCUACGGCCGUCAGAUUGUCUUCUUGGGAACGUACAUUGCCUUUACGGCUUUCAAUGCUGGCGCGGCUGGAGCAACGAAUAUUUACGGCCUCCUUAUCCUUCGAUUCUUCGCUGCUGCCUUUGGAUCCAGUCCACUCACAAACGCCGGAGGCGUCAUCGCCGAUUUAUUCUCGGCAAACGAGCGAGGGCUGGCCAUGAGCGUAUUCUCAGCAGCUCCUUUCAUGGGCCCUGUACUUGGCCCUAUCAUUGGAGGCUUUCUGGGUAUGACUGAGGGAUGGAGAUGGGUGAGCGGUCUUAUGGCUAUCUGGUCUGGGGUCAUGUUGGUCAUCGUCACCUGCCUGGUUCCUGAGACAUACCCCCCGGUUCUUCUGAGGCGACGCGCAGAAAGACUGUCCAAGCUCUCUGGAAAAGUCUACCGAUCCCGCGUCGACAUCGAUCAAGGCAAGACGACUCUCGGAGAGGCUUUCUCAACCGGUCUCAAGCGACCUUGGGUCCUCCUCUUCACCGAGCCAAUUGUCCUGCUCUUAUCGCUAUACCAUGCCAUCAUCUAUGGCAUUCUGUACAUGCUCUUUGGGGCCUUCCCCAUUGUCUACCGCAUCGGUCGUGGCUGGAACGAGGGCGUCAGUGGUCUCCCGUUCAUUGCCGUGGCCGUUGGAAUCGUCCUUGCUAUCCUUUACGUCAUCUUAUACGACAACAAGAUGUACAUGAAAAAGGUUGUGGCAUCCGGAAAGGGCUACACAACUCCCGAGGCCCGUCUACCCAUGUGUAUCGUCGGCGGCAUCUUCUUGCCAAUUGGACUUUUCUGGUUCGCAUGGACCAACUCGCCCUCGAUUCAUUGGGCUGCAUGCACAACUGGUACCAUAUUCUUCGGAUUCGGCAUGGUUCUCAUCUUCCUUUCCAUCAUGAACUACCUCAUCGACUCCUAUACCAUCUUCGCCGCCUCUGUCUUGGCAGGAAAUGGAAUCAUCAGGUCCCUCUUCGGUGCAGCCUUUCCUCUUUUCACGUCGCAAAUGUAUGAUCGUCUCGGUAUUCACUGGGCUUCAUCGGUGCCUGCCUUCCUCGCCGUUGCCUGCAUCCCGCUACCAUUCUUGUUCUACAAGUACGGCGAAAGCAUCCGCCAAAAGUGCAAAUACGCGGCUCAGUCCGCUGCAUUCAUGCAAAAGAUUCGCAACGCAGCGGCUGCCAGAGAGGCAAACGGUGCUGAGGAAUUCGACAACGAUCAGGCCAGCGCUGCCACACUACAAGCCGAAGAAGAGGAAGCCGAAGUGCAAGCGCACGAACACGACGAAAAUGAACCAAGAUUCGCUGAGAUGAAGACCGAAAAGGAGGUUGAGGGUGACGACCUAAAGAAGGUGCGCACAGGCCGCUCCACCCGAAGCCGGAGAUCGCAAAGGCGAGCAGAUGAUUACUACGACAAUCCAUACGAGAUUGAUCGUGUCAACACGAGGGAAAGCUUCGCGAGCAGGCCGAGGGCAGCAAGCGGAGCGAGUAGGCGGGGUUGA
Plenodomus lingam JN3 is the source of this 1899-nucleotide messenger RNA. RefSeq lists its product as uncharacterized. The record is from RefSeq and is a predicted model, not a curated record. NCBI's taxonomy places the organism in Eukaryota, Fungi, Ascomycota, Dothideomycetes, Pleosporales, Leptosphaeriaceae. Gene Ontology annotation, molecular function: transmembrane transporter activity. Gene Ontology annotation, cellular component: plasma membrane. Gene Ontology annotation, biological process: transmembrane transport.